AUGUCGUCCGGAAAAGUUAAGACUGGCCAACUUUGGUCCAAGAACAAGGCGGACCUCGCAAAGCAACUCGGAGAGUUGAAGACUGAGCUCGGUCAAUUGAGAACUCAGAAGAUUGCUGGAGGAUCUGCUGCUAAGCUCACCAAGAUCCACGACGUCCGAAAGUCAAUUGCCAAGGUCCUCACAGUCAUUAAUGCCAACCAACGCGCACAACUCCGUCUCUUCUACAAAGGAAAGAAAUACCUUCCUCUCGAUCUCCGAGCAAAGCAAACUCGUGCCAUCCGCAGACGCCUUUCCAAGCACGAGAAGGAGUUGACGUUGGAGAAGACCCAGAAGAGAGCGAUGCACUUCCCACAAAGAAAGUUCGCUGUUAAGGCGGAGGCUUAA
Sclerotinia borealis F-4128 is the source of this 384-nucleotide messenger RNA. The record is from the annotation of a GenBank genome assembly. NCBI's taxonomy places the organism in Eukaryota, Fungi, Ascomycota, Leotiomycetes, Helotiales, Sclerotiniaceae.